AUGCAUGCGCAAAUGGAUGGUCACGACCAAAUAGCUCAUGACAUGGUCAAGUAUGACGAGUUCGCCAUCUUCCGCCGAUUCAGGAUCCUGAAUUACCGCACGUUGUUGUACAAGCAGGCCGAACUGAUGGAAAAGGAGCGCGUUCUCAUCUCGGCCAUUAUAGAAGACCGCAAUUCCGGUGACGAUGAACGACAGCAGUUCGCCUUCAGCUUCAAAGCCAUGUUGACGUCCACGAGCGACACGGAGGGCUCAAAAAUACAGAGGGGGCUGAUGCAGGACAUUUGUCGUCUCCUCCCAGAAUACAGCAUGUGGUUCUCUUUCCCACUCUGA
Messenger RNA from Fonsecaea erecta, 330 nucleotides. RefSeq lists its product as hypothetical. The transcript has a single exon. The record is from RefSeq and is a predicted model, not a curated record. Lineage: Eukaryota; Fungi; Ascomycota; Eurotiomycetes; Chaetothyriales; Herpotrichiellaceae. The coding region runs from base 1 to 330 and encodes 109 amino acids.